AUGAGAAAAAAAUCAACAAAAGAAAUCUCUUCAAACAAAAUAAAGCAUCAAACAUCAAGUCGUAAUGAUAUCCCUAUAGUUCCACAACUUUAUACAAUAAGUCCAGUAAUUAGUCAUAAUGAAACAGUUCAAAUAAGAGAACAGAGCAAUGCUUUUAGUAUUAUUUCGGAGAGUUCUACUUAUGCUAUCAAAACUGUUAUUCUUGAACUCCAAAAUAAAAAUGCAAGGGAAAGCAUGGAAAUAAAAACAACAGCGAAGCCAAAUAUGAACAUUUCGUGGGGAGAAAUCAGGAGUGGGAAGCGAGAGCCAUGA
Clunio marinus is the source of this 312-nucleotide messenger RNA. The record is from the annotation of a GenBank genome assembly. NCBI's taxonomy places the organism in Eukaryota, Metazoa, Arthropoda, Insecta, Diptera, Chironomidae.